Molecule: messenger RNA, 388 nt
Organism: Mesorhabditis spiculigera
Lineage: Eukaryota; Metazoa; Nematoda; Chromadorea; Rhabditida; Rhabditidae
Source: the annotation of a GenBank genome assembly
CUCAUCUCCGGACCGGGAUAGCCGCGUCUUCUUCAGCGAGAUAUUCGAACUCCAGGACAAUGAAUUCCGCUACGUAUGCGACGAGCCGUCGGUGAUGUGCUUCUCGGUGACGACGCGAAACGGAAGUGACGCUGGCUGUUACGAGACGAGCACCGUCGUGCGGGACGACGAGUGCGAGUGCAAAGGAUCCGGCCCCGGCGUCGCCCCGAAGAAGCUGAUUUCUGCCGACCCCCAGCUCGCCAAGCUGUUCAUCGGCAUCGUCUCAUUGGGGAAGAAGAAAAAGCGGCCGAACGCGACAAAGUGCUCGGAGUCCAACUACAUUGGCUACGUCGACGCCGACAUGGACGUCAAGCCGGUAGCUCUCGCAGCGUUUUCGGGACUCGAUGUU